GCAAAACAAAGCAAAGCGACUCCUUCUGGUACAAGUGGCGGCGCCCUAUAACGUGGACCGCGGUGUGUCUACUUUUUUUUUAUUUCUAAUCAUUUUAACUCUGUCGUGUUUUUUCUGCAGUACCGGGGACAAAAUUGAUGUUGAAGGUUUUUUUUCUGGGGUGGCUGCAAUACGCUUAUUGCAGACUGGAAGACUGUAGUGACGGAUGUGAUUUAAUUUUUUUUAUUUUGACAAAGAAAGUGGAUUACAGUUAUCUGCAACGUAAAUUCGGUGUAGCUGUUAAAUGAUAAUCGGGUUUGAUUUCACGCAAAAAGCAGAGAGCGGAAAUGGGCGUUAAACGUCAUCGAUGACGUAAUUGCCCCAAAACAAUCACAAGACUCACGCUUCGCGGAAUAAUUUUCCCGAAUUCGGACUGAACACACUGGACUUUCCAGGAGCAAAACGUCAUCCAUUCAACCUUCGUGUGUGGAUCGACUUGUCUCGGUGCACGAUGGAGCUCUUUCGAUCUAAUUUAACGGAGAUUAGCUUAGCUUGCUAGCCACUAACAAAGAAACGCAUUUGCAAUGUCCACGCAUCGCUUUGCACAAAUCAAGCGUGACUGCUCGGUGUUGUGAUUGUCGUGCGAACAUGUGCGCAAAACGCGUGAAACAAGAAUACGAGGGGGAACUUUGUGCGACAAAAGCGAACCACGAAAUACAGCGUCAACGCCUGGACACCGUUUUCGAGAAGGACGAAGUACAAAGAGCAGAGGUCAGUGAAGUUGACCUUCCUCCAGAGCAAGAUGAGUCAGAACACCCUCGUGUUAAAGACGGAGAUGAGCCGGAGCCUUCCCACAUGAAAGAUGAAGAGGAACGGGAGCCUUCCCACAUAAAAGAUGAAGAGCAGGAGGGUGACAUCAUCGACUUUCCAUUGACUGUCAUUGUGAAGAGUGAAAAUGAUGAUGAGGACGAUGAUGAUGAAGAAGAAGAAUCUGAUCGAGAGCAGUGGAGAGGAUUGCAAGCAGACAACUUCUUAGCUCCUCUAUCGGAGAGUGACAACAUGACGUCGCACUCUUCUGACACCGAUGGUGACGAGGACUCCAAAGGUGAUCAGACAUGUCACGCUGACAGCCAACGCUGGAAAUGUUCUCAGUGUGACAAAACUUUUGUCAACAAGUCGUCGCUAAAGAGACACUUGAGAAUACACACUGGGGAGAAACCUUUUGCCUGCUCAGUCUGUGAUAAAAGAUUCUCUGUCAAGGAAAGCCUAACUAAUCACAUCAGAACACACACUGGGGAGAAACCUUUUUCCUGCUCAGUGUGUGAUAAGAGAUUCAUUACAAAGGGAAGUUUAACCAACCACACAAGAACACACACCGGAGAGAAUCUUUUUACCUGUUCAGUAUGUGGUAAAACCUUUGCUGAAAAGGGACACUUAAGAGUACACACGAGAACACACACAGGAGAGAAACCUUUUGAAUGUUCUGUUUGCGGCAAGAGAUUCUUUCGGAAAGGACAGUUUGAAACACACUCAAGAACACACACUGGCGAAAAGCCAUUUGCCUGUUCAGUCUGCAACUUAUCUUUCAGAGAUCGUACGGUGAUGGUUCAGCACAUGAAAACGCACACGGGCAAGAAACCUUUUGCUUGUUUAGUUUGCGCUAAAAGGUUCUCCAGAAAAGGGGAUUUAAAAAGACAUACAAGAACACACACAGGGGAGAAACCUUUUGCCUGUUCAGUGUGCAACUUAACCUUCAGCGAUCGUUCGGGAUUGAGUCAUCACAUCAGAACACACACUGGGGAGAAACCGUUUUCAUGCACCAUAUGUGGAAAACGAUUCAAUCAAAGUGGCACUUUGACAAUACACACAAGAACACACACCGGAGAGAAACCCUUUGGUUGCAAUGUGUGUGAUAAACAAUUCCCCCGCAAGCAGCUGGUGAAGUCACACAAGUGUAUCGGUGAGAAGAGCGGCGCUAAAUGAAGCUUCAGCAAAUCUGUGAAGAAAAAUUGGACUCUUCUUGCUGACCAGUAAACGUGUCUAUGUGAUACUGAAUAAAAUACGAGUCUUCAAACUGU
Molecule: messenger RNA, 2057 nt
Organism: Hippocampus zosterae (dwarf seahorse)
Lineage: Eukaryota; Metazoa; Chordata; Actinopteri; Syngnathiformes; Syngnathidae
Product: oocyte zinc finger protein XlCOF6.1-like
Exons: 2
Coding region: 628-1962 (444 amino acids)
Biological process (GO): regulation of transcription by RNA polymerase II
Cellular component (GO): nucleus
Molecular function (GO): DNA-binding transcription factor activity, RNA polymerase II-specific; RNA polymerase II cis-regulatory region sequence-specific DNA binding
Source: RefSeq, a predicted model, not a curated record